AUGGCCACAAGGGGAGUCGUCCCGAUACGACGGGCUCACAAUGCUUCCGGCUUCGGUCUUUUCCGCACUGCCGUGCUUGGCCUUACCAAGGCCUUGACACUGGGCGUGUCUACCGUCGCUGCCGCCCCCAUCCACGCCGUAAACCACCCCGACCGCGAGCCCGAGGCCGAAGGUAGCUCCUUUUGGGUCCUCAUGGGUGCCUCUAUCGCCCUCGUUCUCCUCGGAGGUGCUUUUGCAGGAUUGACCAUCGCCCUGAUGGGACAAGACAGCAUCUACCUCCAGGUCCUUGCCGGCGACCCCGACGAGUCCCAGUCCAGAAACGCCAAGCGCGUCUAUGAUUUGCUCAAGAAGGGAAAACACUGGGUCUUGGUCACGUUGCUACUGUCCAAUGUCAUCGUAAACGAAUCUCUACCCGUUGUCCUGGAUCGCUGUCUUGGCGGCGGUGUCGAGGCUGUUGUUGGCAGUACUGUGCUCAUUGUUAUCUUCGGCGAAGUCGUACCCCAAUCCGUCUGUGUUCGAUACGGCCUUCAAAUCGGCGGUUAUAUGUCCAAGCCCGUGCUCUUGCUCAUGUGGCUUAUGGCGCCUAUUGCUUGGCCCACGGCUAAGCUUCUGGACUGGGCCCUUGGCGAGGAUCACGGCACAGUCUACAAGAAGAGUGGUCUCAAGACCCUCGUCACCCUGCACAAGUCCCUUGGCGAGGUUGGCGAACGCUUGAACUCGGACGAGGUUACUAUUAUUAGUGCAGUUUUGGACCUGAAGGAAAAGCCUGUCGAGAACGUCAUGACCCCUAUGGACGAUGUUUUUAUCAUGGCCGAGGACACCGUUCUUGACGAGAAGACGAUGGAUAUCAUCCUGUCCGAAGGCUAUUCUCGCAUCCCCAUUCACGCCACUGGAAAGCCGACCGACUUUGUAGGCAUGCUUUUGGUCAAGAUUCUCAUUACCUACGACCCCGAAGACUGCCUGCAGGUGAAGGACUUUCCCUUGGCCACACUGCCCGAGACACGUCCCGAAACGAGCUGUCUGGAUAUUGUCAACUUUUUCCAAGAAGGCAAAUCCCACAUGGUCCUGGUGUCCGAGUAUCCUGGUGCCGAUUAUGGUGCUAUCGGUGUCGUCACCCUGGAAGACGUCAUUGAGGAGCUUAUUGGAGAGGAAAUCAUCGACGAGUCAGAUGUAUACAUUGAUGUACACAAGGCCAUUCGUCGCAUGACACCCGCGCCCAAGGCGCGAACUCCGAAGAAGACAGUCCUGCCCUCCCCCAGAGUUAUUCCCCAAAACGGCAAUCUCACCGAGUUCGGCGAAGAGCCACGUGAACGCCAUGGAUCUGUCGGUGCGCUUAGCGACGUCUCGGAGAACAACCUGUCUAGCAGCGCGCCGAGGACGACUUUCCUGAUGAGAAGAAGUUCCACUGGUCCGGACGGGCGUAUGACUUCAUCUGCCGUCCCAGUCAAGGCUACAUUCGAUGAGGCCAAACAGCACCUCAAGCACCUGGGGCCUUCCAAUCGCGCGUCGAACCCCAAGAACACAAAGUCAACAACGGUCAAGAUCAAGCCGGUUCAGGCUGGUGUGCCUCUAUCCCAGAUCCACACCCCCGCUUCCGUGGCUGGUGAUGUGAAUGACCACGGUUUGGACGAAGAUACGGACGAACACACACCUCUCAUGCGGCCCAAACUCACCGGAAAGGGCGCCGUCCAUGCUAUCCGUAAGAGUUAUGGCGGGGCGGGCAUGAGCGAGGCUCAGGCUAGACUCUCCAGUGCCGCUCACGAUGCCGAGGAUGACAAGGCUGCCGGCGAGAUUAAUGUACCUUCCACCGUCCCCGAGAACAACGGCUCCAAAACUGCGGCAAGCGGUAGUCCCGAGGCCGGCCGGACAGACUUGACCAUCAUCGUCUCUCCCGGUCAAGCCAGCAGCGGGACGAGCGUGAUAAGCCCUGUUGAGGAUGAUUUCGCCACCCCAAAGCGCCGACCUCUUGUUCGAAGCGGUAGCAUCAGCGAGAACGUGUUUGAGACCAGCAGUGGUGUGCGGAAAAUCAUUAUUCAGGCGGCCAGCUCGGAUUCCGACGAGACCACAUCUAAGGGAUCCUCCGGACACCGUUCUGGGUCUUUCGGUAAGGUCAAUGUUCGGACUUCCGGUCGCAAUGCCGAGGGCGAAGAAAACGAUGGAGAUGGCAUGUCUAACACUGAUCCAAGCAUCAAUAAUAACAGCAGCAGCCAGCAAGCGAGUAAAAAGAAGAACAGGAGAAAGAAGAGAAAAAACAAGUCGUAG
Messenger RNA from Colletotrichum graminicola M1.001, 2262 nucleotides. RefSeq lists its product as uncharacterized. Bases 1 to 2262 code for a protein of 753 amino acids. NCBI's taxonomy places the organism in Eukaryota, Fungi, Ascomycota, Sordariomycetes, Glomerellales, Glomerellaceae. The transcript has 4 exons. Gene Ontology annotation, biological process: magnesium ion homeostasis. The record is from RefSeq and is a predicted model, not a curated record. Gene Ontology annotation, cellular component: intracellular membrane-bounded organelle.